Messenger RNA from Histoplasma capsulatum G186AR, 1002 nucleotides. RefSeq lists its product as uncharacterized. The transcript is spliced from 2 exons. The record is from RefSeq and is a predicted model, not a curated record. Lineage: Eukaryota; Fungi; Ascomycota; Eurotiomycetes; Onygenales; Ajellomycetaceae. Gene Ontology annotation, molecular function: 2-oxoglutarate-dependent dioxygenase activity. The coding region runs from base 1 to 1002 and encodes 333 amino acids.
AUGAAGAAGACCUUGCCAUCUUUAACUCUCAGACCCAGGAGCAAGAUAAAAUCGACAUCACGUUUCAAACCACUCGGGACGCUGUCCAGCCAAGAUAUUUCUACAUUCCAAGCAUCGUCUUUUCAGCCAGAGCUCCCUGUAAUCUUCCCUCGAGGCCAUUUCAGCCAGCUCCCAGCCAUCCAAAAAUGGUUCUCAACGCCCACCACCACCGCCUUCUCCUCCUCCGCUGACAACUCCAAUACUCUGGCCCCGUCCAGUCUCAAUUACGCCUAUUUAGAGAAACAUAGUGAUUGCUCCGUUCCGGUCGAAUUCACUUUCUCUCAGCGCCCUGACUCACCAGAGACUCUUCAUUUCCAACGUCUACAUACACCCUUGGGCCUAUUCCUCAAAUGGACCAAAACGACUCAGCACAAUGCGGAGGGGAUUCCUCCCAAUGCGAAAUUAUACCUCGCCCAAUGCCAACUCCUCGACCUUCCCCCUGAACUUCGUCUAGACCUUCCAACACCCCCCCUCGUCUUAGAGGCAGGCAAGGGAGAUAUAUAUGAUACAAAUAUAUGGAUGGGCGUUCCACCCACGUACACACCCCUCCACCGAGACCCUAAUCCGAAUCUGUUUGUCCAGAUGGCUGGACGUAAAAUCGUCCGACUGUAUGCCCCAGACACCGGAUUAGUGGUUUUUGAGCGGGUUAGGGAGUCAAUUUUACGACGACAGAAGAAGGACGCAAGUGCAAAUAUAGGUGGGAUAACCGUGGGCGACGCUAAAUUCCGUGGAGAGGAGAUGAUGCAAGGGUUGGAAAAUAGAUUGCUGGAAAGAGAGGUGUGGGGGGAUACUAUGGAAAUCGGGGUUGAUGGAGAAGGUACAGAAGACACUACGGAAAUCAGGGAAGGAUUCGAAGCCCAUCUGAAUGCCGGAGAUGGGAUGUUUAUACCGAUGGGCUGGUGGCAUAGCAUUAAGGGGGUGGGUGAGGGCAUCACGGCUUCGGUCAACUGGUGGUUUCGAUGA